This is a messenger RNA of Linepithema humile (Argentine ant), 975 nucleotides long. RefSeq names its product adipose-secreted signaling protein. The record is from RefSeq and is a predicted model, not a curated record. NCBI's taxonomy places the organism in Eukaryota, Metazoa, Arthropoda, Insecta, Hymenoptera, Formicidae.
GGAUUAUCAGUUCAUAACCUAAAUUACAAAUUUUGAAUAUGUGUGAGUUGUUUGAAGCAACAAUGAUUUGAUUGGUUUCAUUAAUAUAAUUCGCAAGCAGUAUGAAAAUACAAUUGUCAAAUUUUUUAAACUAUUUUACGGAAAAUGGGAGAUAAAGAGCAGCAUGUACACUUCAGUGGUGGAAGUGGACUUGGAAAGGAUAACAAUAUUAUGGUACAGCCACAACGACAUGGCCAUAUUGAUGUUCAUCUAGGAUUUUUGCAAUUGCAUCACAGAUAUCACAUAGAAUUCUCAGUACCAUGGAAUAUGUGUAUUCAUCCAGAAGAACAAACAGCAGCUCCAGCAGUAAUCGCAGGAAAUUACAAUGCAAAUUGCCACGUUGUCGAUUUUACACAAGAAAAAGACGCUUUAAGGUUGAAGAUAGAGCUGUUGGCAUCUAAAGAAAAAAUACUAAAAGAGAAUGUUGAAGUGAUGUGUUGCUCGUCGGGUACACCAUUGAAAAUUGUAUUGAAUGCACGUGUUUUAGCAAAAGAUAAGGGUACACCAUUGUUGAGAAAUGGCAUACGUAGCAUUGGUAUCGAAGGAGCAGAUGAAGAUGAGAUUUCUGAAUAAAUCUGCUUAGUGUCGAGUUAUUUCUCAAUGAUAAAUAUUUAACCGUUAAGAAGUUCUACAUUGCAUUAAGAGUAUAGAAAAAUGAAUAAAGUCUCUACAACAUUUGAGAGUGGAGAGAGUAACGCGAUUGUGAAUUCUGUCAAUCAGUCAAUUACUGCAAAAUAAUUUACCUACUGUUACUGCUCUACAGAUGCACGAAAUGCGUAUCAAUCUUGCAUCAGCAAUGAUACCACUUAUCAUCUGCUAAGUGCUAAUGCUGAUACAUAUGCAAAUUGUAAGGAUCGAAUUCUCUUUUGUUAUUAUUUUAUAUUGAUUGUCAAUUUUCAAUGAAGCUUUCGCUAAAUGAACACAUUUAUAAAGGCA